AUGACUGAUGAUGCAGACGAGUUUCCAUUUGUUGCUCAUAUUCCAGAUGCUAUGUUGAGGCGUUUUGAUCCUACGAAUGUUGUUUUGGUGGCAUAUUUGAAAAACAUUGAUCAUACUGUUCAAACGGGGAUAUUGUUGCCAAGGGAAGAGAAGAAGUUUAAAUGUUCGAAGAAGAAUGAACCGGUUUCUUCUAAAAAGCUUGUUACUAACACCAAUUCAAAGUCUCCAAAGAAGAAGCCUAGUAAAGUUAAGAAGCCAGUGGUAACUGAAGUGUCUGUUGAUGUGACUAUUUUGAUUGAGCCUGUUGUUGAGGAUACUCAAGAUAAAGUGGUUAUUCCUUCGAAGAAUGGUGUUUUUCGUAGAAUAAAAAUGAAGUCUAAGCAUACACGAAAGUCCCCGACUCUUAAUGUGGUACGAAAGCCUCAUGUUACUCAUCAGGGUCUCAUUAUUCGUGAAAUACCAACUCUUGUUUCUCCAUCGUCUAAGAAACGAAUGGCUGAAGAUAUGGCUAAACAGAUUUCUCAAAGGGAGAAGAAGAAGACAAGAAAGCUUGUUAUGGCAACCGAAUCCACAGAAGAUGAAGAUGAACGAAUUCCUGAAACAUGGUGA
This is a messenger RNA of Lactuca saligna, 609 nucleotides long. The record is from the annotation of a GenBank genome assembly. NCBI's taxonomy places the organism in Eukaryota, Viridiplantae, Streptophyta, Magnoliopsida, Asterales, Asteraceae.